GAUGCAAAUUCGAGCUGACUUCUUCAUCCUCCGCAUAAACGCCAGCUAAAGCUUCCCUUCUUACCAGAGAGCACAUCGGCUUCACCAUCGAACCAAAAGAGAGUUCGACAUGAAGAACCAAACAAGCUCCCACGCCGACCCAAGGAAUCAAUGCAAACAACUCUUAAUUCCUGGCAGCAGGGUAGCCUAGUAACGAGGACUGCGUCUUUCAAUCAAACCUGCAUACCAACAAUGACGAUCGAACCUCCUUACAAUACGAAAAUGCACACCUUACCCGACCUCGACAAGGACGACUUCGAACAGGCCCUAUAUCUGGGCGUCGAGAGUGUGCUUGAUGAUGACAAUUCGUUUUUGGACAUGCAGGAUCCUGAGCCAGCUGCUGAAGCUGAUGAAAACUCAGCUGGGCAUUUGCCAAUUGCGAACAUGUCCGAGGGAGAUGUAGUGGCUUACUUUGAGCAGCUACGGGGACGCGUUCGCAAGUCACUCGAAACGGAAUGGGAUGAGGUCGAGAACUUUUUGCGUAUGAGCGAGGAAACAAUAGAACGGGAUAAAUUCAAGGCUCAAUUCGAAGCUUUUCGCUGCGAGGAAUCAACUAUUUCUGGUUGGAAUCCCGCUCUUAUCGUCGAACCAUCUGGGGAUCCCGCUCACAAUGUGCAUCUCAAGCUCAACUACCCCACGUUCCGAACCAAGCGCCUCGAAUAUGGAGAAUCGGCGGACGACUCGAAUAACUCAACACGGCUAUUGAUGUUAAAGGGGUUGAAUGCUUCGAACGCCCUCUGGUACGAAUCCUGUUUCCGGAGACAGGCCCCUGCAAGCAGCCGCCACCAGGAGGUCGCGACAAAGCACUGGCCUCCGAACAUAAAAGAGUUGCACUCAAGCUUUUCCCAGAGAUGUGAAUCGCUUGCAAAGAAGGUUCUGGUUGUGUUCGGUGCACCUAAUCGAAAGGACUUCAACCAACGUCGGUCAGUCACUGAGCGCACUGUGAACGCCAGCCCCACAGAACUCGUCACGCUCGGUAUAGUGCGGAAGCCUAACCGGUCGAUCGAGUAUCUUGUGGUCUACUGCCCACAUCCAGAAUGGCUGGUCUGGCACUGGACUGUAUGGGCUGGGCGAUACUAUGACGCAUGCAUCAACGUAGCUGCUGCUCUAGGGAACCUCAAUGUGCAUCCACAUUACUUCGAAGAACGCGCCAGAAGUGUCAAGGCCGCCGCGACCCAAAAAAUCGCUUUUCGUGACAUGGAUACAACUAGGAAACUCGAGAAACAGAAUAGGGUGCGUUGCCUCCCACGCGACCUGCCGGAAUCAGCUCUACAAUUUGCACGCGAACACGAAAUUACAAUGGGCCAUAUGGUUAGCUCUUUUACCGCUGGUUGGAGCGUAGCUCAGCUGCUGUAUGAUCGUAUCCAGAGUAUUCGGCCCAAGGCUUCGUCAUGGAAUAACGGCGUGCGCAUGCCAAGGAAUCUGACACGGAAUAUGCCUGCUCAAGCCCCCCGAACCGCAACUGCUCCGCAGACCUCGUCGUACACAACUCCAAUCAAGAUUGUGCCGAACAAAACGAGAUCAAAAAAUCCGAUUCUGCAGACUGCUGUCGUACAUGUUGGUCGCGAGUUGGCUUUGAUGUGUAUUCGGUGUGGAGCCACACCACACAGUAAGCCUAUCGACCGUGAACCUGUAUUCGUCACAAUUUCUGCAGCAAAGGGUAAAUACGUUGCACAGCGGCAGAGUUGUGCUACGCUGUCAUGUCGACCCAAGACAAGGAAGGGCCAGGUUGACCAGUUCAUGGUUCCCCAAGAUGCCAAUAUUCCUUUCAUUCGGUCUGAUAAUCUGGCAAAAGUUGAGGUUCCACGAGGUGUAUGUAAGAACUAGGUUCUAGAGUAUAGAACUCAUUUACACUCGAUGCUGUAGCCCUUGGUAGUAGUUACCAGACGCCUUUACCUUGAUUGACAAAGGGCAAACUCAAAAUGAGCACUUCAUUCAAGAAGAUG
Bipolaris sorokiniana ND90Pr is the source of this 1985-nucleotide messenger RNA. RefSeq lists its product as uncharacterized. Lineage: Eukaryota; Fungi; Ascomycota; Dothideomycetes; Pleosporales; Pleosporaceae. The transcript has 4 exons. The coding region runs from base 151 to 1866 and encodes 571 amino acids. The record is from RefSeq and is a predicted model, not a curated record.